AUGUUACUCUAUGCGGACGACAUGAUCAUCACGGGAGAUGAUCAGUCCGAUAUCUCUGAGCUACAGGAUCAUCUACACAAUCACUUUAAAAUGAAGAGCAUGAGGCCUCUUCGGUACUUUUUCAGUCUUGAGAUCUCUGACACUUCCGACGGGUACUAUCUCUCUCAAACCAAGUAUGCUUCCGACCUUCUGUCUACAGCAGGUCUCACUGACUCCAAGACCGCGCCUACGCUUCUUGAGUCUGAUUGUCGUCUUACUCUGAUGGAUGGUGCCUAUCUUGACGAUCCUACCUUAUAUCAUCAGCUGGUAGGAAGCCUGAUAUAUCUGACUAUUACUCGACCUGAUAUUUCCUAUGCUAUUCAUAUCGUCAGUCAGUUUAUGUCCGCUCCUCGGAUGACUCAUUAUUCUGUUGUUUACGGAUUUUUCGGUACAUCAAAGAAACAAAUGGUUGUCUCCCGGUCCGGUGCAGAGUCCAAGUAUAGAGCUCUUGCCGAUACCACUGCCGAGCUUCUAUGGCUUCGAUGGUUACUGGUUGAUCUCGCUCCAACCACCUUCCCCACUACUUCUCAACCGGGUCUGAGCCUUAACAACUUCCAUUGGGCUGCUCGCACUUCUACUGGGUCUCAUGCGCAAUGGCCCGGGCAAGUCACCAAGCGUGCUCGUCGAUCUGGGCUAGCUAUAAUCGGAUAUUGGGCCGUAGAUGACUCUGGGCCGAAGAUCAUCGUCCUUGGGCCGCCUCCUUGCUAG
Molecule: messenger RNA, 747 nt
Organism: Andrographis paniculata
Lineage: Eukaryota; Viridiplantae; Streptophyta; Magnoliopsida; Lamiales; Acanthaceae
Exons: 3
Coding region: 1-747 (248 amino acids)
Source: RefSeq, a predicted model, not a curated record